CUCACGUGACCAAGAGCUGACGUGUGCUGAAGUCCUUCUUGUCCUGGUCGUUGUUCCCGUCUGAGUACCAGCUCCGUAUUACCCUGAGGGCGGGCAGGCCUGCAGCAGAGGGAAGAAGGAGGAGGAGGAAAAAGAAAUUGUCCCAGAUCCCUGCAGGAAAGAGUUUCGUUCUCUGGGGACUGGUCCGUCCACCAAGCACUCAGUAGCGGCUGUUUCCCAUCUUUCUGCCUGUGGCCGCGUCUUCCUGACUAUGGCUCUGUGUCCAGUGGGUCCAAGUCUCUCCCGGGUGGCCAGUCUUUCCGUAGGUUGCGGCACAACGCCAGGGAAGAGAAGAGGAAGGAAAUUAACCCAAUCAGUGAAGGUCGAUUUGAGGGUCCGCUGUAGCAGGUGGCACCUCUUGAAGCAAGGGAGGAAGUUUCCCCAGGAUCAGUAGAGUUCUACCUCCAGAACCAGCUAUCCUGGCCUGGAAGUGACUGAAGAUCACUCUCCACAGGCCUGCCAUCAGGCUCACAGUCCUCUUCCCCCACCCAGAGUGAAGACCCUGUUUCUUGGUCCCUGCUGUUGUCAGGGACGAUUGCAUGGGCUACGUCAAGAAAGUAGGCUGGGUGACUGCAGGCCUGGUGAUUGGGGCUGGAGCCUGUUACUGCAUUUAUAGAUUGACUCGAGGAAGAAAACAUAACAAGGAGAAAAUGGCUGAGGGAGGCUCUGGGGAUGUGGAUGAUGCUGGAGACUGUUCUGGGGCCAGGUAUAAUGACUGGUCUGAUGAUGAUGAUGACAGUAAUGAGAGCAAGAGUAUAGUUUGGUAUCCACCUUGGGCCCGGAUUGGCACUGAAGCGGGGACCAGAGCUAGAGCCAGGGCAAGGGCCAGAGCUACCCGGGCCCGUAGAGCUGUCCAGAAAAGGGCUUCUCCUAAUUCAGAUGAUACUGUUUUGUCCCCUCAAGAACUACAAAAAGUACUCUGUUUGGUUGAAAUGUCUGAAAAGCCUUACAUUCUUGAAGCAGCUUUAAUUGCUUUGGGUAACAAUGCUGCUUAUGCAUUUAACCGAGAUAUUAUUCGCGAUUUGGGUGGUCUCCCAAUUGUUGCAAAGAUUCUCAAUACUCGAGAUCCCAUUGUUAAGGAAAAGGCUUUAAUUGUCCUAAAUAACUUGAGUGUGAAUGCUGAAAAUCAGCGUAGGCUUAAGAUAUACAUGAAUCAAGUGUGUGACGACACAGUCACUUCUCGCUUGAACUCAUCUGUGCAGCUGGCUGGACUCAGAUUGCUUACCAAUAUGACUGUUACUAAUGAGUACCAGCACAUGCUUGCUAAUUCCAUUUCAGACUUUUUUCGUUUAUUUUCAGCAGGAAACGAAGAAACUAAACUUCAGGUUUUGAAACUCCUUCUCAAUUUGGCUGAAAACCCAGCCAUGAUUAGAGACCUACUCAGGGCUCAAGUACCAUCUACAUUGGGCUCCCUCUUUAAUAAGAAGGAGAACAAAGAGGUUAUUCUUAAACUUCUGGUCAUUUUUGAGAACAUAAAUGACAAUUUCAAAUGGGAAGAAAAUGAAUCUACUCAGAAUCACUUUUGUGAGGGUUCGCUUUUCUUCUUUUUAAAAGAAUUUCAAGUGUGUGCUGAUAAGGUUCUGGGAAUUGAAAGCCACCAUGAUUUUUUAGUGAAAGUAAAAGUUGGAAAAUUCAUGGCCAAACUGACAGAACAUAUGUUCCCAAAGAAUCAGGAAUAACUUUUUGAGUCUGUAGUAUAACAGCAACACACACUGUAAACUAUUCCUUUUCUCCAUCUUGUUUAUAUGGUAAAGAAAUCCUUUCAGCUGCCAAUUUUGAAUAAUGAAUAUCAUACUGUAUCAUAGAUGCUGAUAUUUAACCAAGUUUGUCUUCAGGUUUAAGCUGGAUGAAUGGAUAGCACUACUUGUCCUGGAAACAUGUUUGUUGCUUUUUAUCUCUAUGCCUAGAUUGAAAUAUUUUAUUGUUUCUUCUGCAUUAAGUGACAGUGAACGAAUUAAUCAUAAGUAAGCUCCCUUUUGUCAUCUGCAUUACUUUCAUUUGUGCACCUUCAAUAAAGUUGUAUGUUAAUGCUGGAAAGAAAAAAAAGGAAGAAAGAAACUAUCCUUGUCUUUUGGUUUAUAAUCUAGUUGUAGGGAUAAGAAACACACAAACUAAAAGAGGUUAUCUGGAGCACACAUUCCUUGUCAGAUGUGUGUCCUCAACCCUCAGAGGAGGCAAAGCCGUUGGUGGCUGGCUAGAUGAGUCAGCUAAAGCUUCAGGGAGGACACAGCCAUUGCCCUGAAUGGAGCACAGAAUUUAGUGCAUGGCACAAGACAAGAGGGAAGGGGGAAUGAUGUGAGAAAGGCACUAAGGAAGGAAAGCUUUUCUUAUGGCAGUCACAGAAGUCUUCUUAGAGUGGAGAGUGUGGGGAGUAGAAUUUAAUAAUCGCAAAAACUGAAUGAAACCAGUUGUAGAAAGCUUUCUGAAUGUAUUCUGAACUAGAAAAGAAUUGGAGUCCAUAUAAAUGUCCCUGCUCGGACUGCGUCAUCGAGGAUGGUGUAACAAAAGGGUUCCUUUCAAACUCUGGUGGUGGGCAUUUGACAAUACAUAUUGUUAAGCCUUAAAAUAUGUAAACCUUUUGUCCUAAGGAGAUAACUGAAUAAUUAGCCAAAGAUUGUAUGGGCAAGGCUGUUCAUGUGAGCACUGUCUUAAAGUAAUACACAUUGGGAACAACUUUAGAGUCCAAAACACUGAAUUAGUUAUAUAAACAAUAUCCAAUAUAUAUGAUAAAUAUGCUCUUGGAAAUCAAUAUUCUCUGAAAACAAUAUUCAUAAUGCAAUGCUAAUUGAGAAAGGUAAGUUAGAAAGCAGUAUUCAGAGUAUUAUUUCAUUUGGGAGCAUGUUAGAUCAUGUUAAAAAGGACACUAAAAUCUAUGGAAUUAUAUACAUACACCCAAUAGUAAUAAGAAUUAUAUUUGGAUGAAAGAUAAUGAAUGAUAUCUACUUUUUGUACUUUAAUCCAUCUACAUUUUCUUACUUAUCAAAAAUUAAUAUUUAUUUUAGGAAAGUUUUGAAAAAAAGAAACUACUGGGAAAGCAGCAGGUGAUUAAUUUGAAUGUGUACUGAGUGGAAAAGUAUUUAGGCCAAAAAUGAAGUGGUUUGAAGUUUCUUCUUCAGAAUGAUAAAUGACUGGUGAAGAUAAGGUUUAUUGUGAGAUUGCAGCGAUAGAAUUUUACAAAGUACUCAAUAUUUUGGCAUAUAGUAGUUAAUUAAGAAAUGUGAGUAUCCCCAAGUACACAGAAUGUAGUAUUAAUGGGUUUUGGUUGACUUUUGUUUUGCUGGGGCAUUCUGCCAUGCUUCAGUGUCGUUUAAUAAAUAAUAAUAAUAAAGGCUAACAUUUAUUACGUGA
Nannospalax galili (Upper Galilee mountains blind mole rat) is the source of this 3387-nucleotide messenger RNA. It is a transcript of the gene Armcx3, whose product is annotated as armadillo repeat containing X-linked 3. Gene Ontology annotation, cellular component: mitochondrion. The transcript has 4 exons. The record is from RefSeq and is a predicted model, not a curated record. Gene Ontology annotation, molecular function: protein binding. The coding region runs from base 579 to 1718 and encodes 379 amino acids. Lineage: Eukaryota; Metazoa; Chordata; Mammalia; Rodentia; Spalacidae.